Molecule: messenger RNA, 2014 nt
Organism: Prunus persica (peach)
Lineage: Eukaryota; Viridiplantae; Streptophyta; Magnoliopsida; Rosales; Rosaceae
Product: PAP-specific phosphatase HAL2-like
Exons: 3
Coding region: 678-1724 (348 amino acids)
Biological process (GO): sulfate assimilation; phosphatidylinositol phosphate biosynthetic process
Molecular function (GO): 3'(2'),5'-bisphosphate nucleotidase activity
Source: RefSeq, a predicted model, not a curated record
UCUUGUUCCUUGCUUGGUAACCCUUUUGUUGUUGUUGUUGUUGUUGUUGUUGUUUUUUCCUGAAUUGGGUCAUCAAAAAUAUUGGUUGGUUUUGGUUAUUUUAUUUGGUUGUUUGAUUCAGAUUUGUAUGGUGUAGGCACAAAGGUUUUGUGUUGCUUUAAAUUGUUUGGAGACUCUGUUUUGCUUCCUUUGAUUAUGAAUAUGUUUCUUCAUUUGGUUUCCUUUCUUGGGCAUUUAUUAUAUUAUUAAAUGGAAGAAAACUUCUGCUCAGUCGUUGAAUUAUUGGAAGGAAUGUAAUUGUACACUAUACUUUCCGGGUUUCCUAAAAGAUAGGCUUGAAGAAAUAAAUUCUUAUUCAAUUGACCUAUGACGUAUUCACUUUGAAUUCUUAAGUUUGGUUCUUUUGGAAAUUAUGGAACUGUGGGCAUAAUAUUAACUUUCCCUUUAGUUCAAAGUGCUUUUGAAAUUGUAUUAUAGAAAACAUUUUUAUCAACUUGUGCUGCUGUUUGUUGGUUUCCUAGUGGCAACUUUAGAGCAUGUUGAUAAAGUAUAAUGAUGCUGCUAGUCCUAGUCUCCUAGAGUGCUUGAAAGAUGCCUCCUUUGUGCAUCAAGCAUUUGUUCUAGUAUUUUUUUUCUUUAAUAUUUUAUUAUGACACCUUCACCCGUUAAGUUGCAGAAUGUAUGAUAAAAUGCUGAACCGAACGCACAAAACUCAUCUCAGAAUCUGCAAAGAUUGGAGUGUCCAAGCAACUGUGAGCUGCAUCCUGUCAGAGUCUUUUGGGAGCAGUAAUGUGUCCAUUGUUGCUGAAGAAGAUAUUCAAAAUCUUUCCAAGGCUAAGGCAGGUGGAGUAUUAGAAACUGUGGUGAAAACAGUAAAUGAAUGCCUAGCUGAAGCGCCUCGCUAUGGACUUAAAGGUCCGAAAAUGGCUCUUGGGACAACAGAGGUUCUUGAAGCCAUCAAUCGAUGCAACUCCAUUGGAGGGCCUGCUGGGAGAUUUUGGGCACUCGACCCUGUUGAUGGCACAUUGGGUUUUGUGCGAGGUGAUCAAUAUGCUAUAGCUCUGGCAUUAAUAGAGGAUGGAGAAGUAGUGCUUGGAGUUCUUGGCUGUCCUAAUUACCCAAUGAGGAAGGAAUGGCUCAACUAUCAUCACCGGUAUCAUAGAAUUAUAUCUAAGUUGACCCCAUCAACAUCAGAAUCAUGGGACAAGGGUUGUGUGAUUUAUGCUAGAAGAGGUAGUGGGGAGGCUUGGAUGCAACCACUGCUCCAUGUAAAUAAGAACUUAGUGUGGCCAAACUCUGCAAGACCUGUCCGAGUGUCCUCCAUUGAUAAUCCAUCAUUGGCAACCUUCUGUGAACCGGUUGAGAAGGCAAAUUCAAGUCAUUCCUUCACAGCAGGGCUAGCUCACAGUGUCGGGCUCAGGAAGCAGCCAUUGCGAGUAUACAGCAUGGUGAAGUACGCGGCUAUAGCUCGUGGGGAUGCCGAGAUUUUUAUGAAGUUUGCAAGGGCUGGCUACAAGGAGAAGAUUUGGGAUCAUGCAGCUGGUGUAGUUAUCAUACAAGAGGCUGGUGGUGUAGUUACAGAUGCUGGAGGGUGUCCACUGGACUUUUCAAAGGGCAUAUACUUAGAAGGUCUUGAUCGAGGUGUAAUUGCUAGCGCUGGAGCCAACCUACAUGACAAGAUCAUCAGGGCUGUUGAUGCUAGCUGGGACUCAUCUGCUCUGUAACUUAUAACAAAGGCUCUGCUCUGCUAUGUUGCCUAUCUCUUUCUCUCUCUCUCUCUCUAGCAACUGCUUCUUGGGCUGCAAUUACAUGAAACUGCUUUCAUUUGUGUUCGGGCAAGGCCCAUCUGGAAGCCCUGUAAAUAAUGGAAUUGAAACCCAGUUGACGUAUGGAUUUAAAACACCAUGCAAACCCAUAGACAAAGUAAAAAUGGGCAUUGGCUUUCUGGAGGGAGCAAAAUAAAAGGAUGAAAAAUAAGAAGCACAGAACAGAAAACAAAAAGGAUAACGUUGAA